Cicer arietinum (chickpea) is the source of this 3897-nucleotide messenger RNA. RefSeq names its product villin-4-like. Lineage: Eukaryota; Viridiplantae; Streptophyta; Magnoliopsida; Fabales; Fabaceae. Gene Ontology annotation, molecular function: actin filament binding. Gene Ontology annotation, biological process: cytoskeleton organization; actin filament severing. The record is from RefSeq and is a predicted model, not a curated record.
GGGUUGGAAGGAAUAGAGGUUUUUUGUUGCCGUUAGUGAUAAGCACGCCUGGCACUUCAUCAUUCUUCCCUCCCUUUCUCUCACUUCAACACUUUUCUACUAAUAUUCCUUUCUCUCUCUAAAAAUUCUUCCUCUUCUUCACUCCCCACCACUUUCCUCUUCUCUCUCUCUCUCUCUCUCUCUCUCUCUCCUUCGCCUCCGAUUUUCGCCUACUUUUUUCCUCUCAUUGGAUCUGCUACUUCCUAUUCACUUCGAUUCUUCAAUUUUAUUUCUUAUUUAUUUUUUAUCUUUCAAUUUUCGAUUCCGAUUUUUUUUUUCUUCAGCUCGAGGUGGUUAUUGUGUACUUGUAUUGUUCUUCGUUUCUCGAAUUUUCGCUUUUUGUUUUUUUGUUGCCGAUUCCGAUACAGACAAACUUGAUUACUGCUGUUUCUGCUUCUUUUCCAGGAUAUUAUUUGCUAUAUUUAAGCUAGGUUGUGAAGGACCAAAUAGUAGAAUAAUAUUAUGGCUGUUUCCAUGAGAGAUUUGGAUCCAGCUUUCCAGGGAGCUGGACAAAAGGCUGGACUUGAAAUAUGGCGUAUUGAGAACUUUAAUCCAAUACCUGUCCCAAAGUCCUCUUAUGGCAAAUUUUUCACAGGGGAUUCCUAUGUGAUUUUAAAGACAACCACAUCAAAAAGUGGUGCUCUGCGUCAUGACAUCCAUUACUGGAUUGGUAAAGACACCAGUCAGGAUGAAGCUGGUGCUGCAGCCAUCAAGACAGUUGAGCUGGAUGCAGCUCUUGGAGGACGUGCUGUUCAGUAUCGGGAAGUACAGGGCCAUGAAACCGAAAAGUUCCUGUCUUAUUUCAAACCUUGUAUUAUACCUCAAGAAGGUGGAGUUGCUUCUGGUUUUAAACAUGCGGAGGCUGAAAACCAUAAGACACGGUUGUUUGUAUGCAGAGGGAAACAUGUUGUACAUGUCAAAGAGGUUCCUUUUGCUCGAUCUUCACUCAACCAUGAUGAUAUAUUUGUUCUUGACACUGAGUCAAAAGUCUUCCAAUUUAAUGGUUCCAAUUCAUCUAUUCAAGAAAGAGCUAAAGCUUUGGAAGUUGUACAGUAUAUUAAGGAUACCUACCAUGAGGGGAAAUGUGAGGUAGCCGCUAUUGAGGAUGGAAAGUUAAUGGCUGAUCCUGAAACUGGUGAAUUCUGGGGUUUCUUUGGUGGAUUUGCUCCUCUUCCACGAAAAGCAGCCACUGACGAUGAUAAGUCUGCUGAUUCUCGCCCUCCAAAACUGCUUUGUGUUGAGAAAGGACAGGCUGAUCCUGUUGAGACUGAUUCUUUAAAAAGGGAGUUUCUAUACACAAAUAAAUGUUAUAUUCUGGAUUGUGGGUUGGAAAUGUUUGUUUGGAUGGGAAGAAAUACCUCUCUUGAUGAAAGAAAAAGUGCAAGUGGAGUUGCUGAUGAGUUAGUCAGUGGCAUCGAUAAACUUAAACCCCAAAUAAUUCGUGUGAUUGAAGGAUUUGAAACAGUGUUGUUUAAGUCCAAGUUUGAUUCUUGGCCUCAGACCCCUGAUGUAACUGUUUCUGAAGAUGGACGUGGCAAGGUAGCAGCACUUUUGAAACGUCAAGGAGUGAAUGUCAAGGGUCUGUUGAAAGCUGAUGCAGUAAAAGAAGAACCUCAACCGUACAUUGAUUGCACAGGACAUUUGCAGGUUUGGCGUGUGAACGGCCAAGAAAAGAUUCUUCUCCCAGCUUCUGAUCAGUCAAAAUUUUAUAGUGGAGAUUGCUUCAUCUUUCAGUAUUCAUAUCCUGGAGAAGAUAAGGAUGAUUGUCUCAUUGGAACGUGGAUAGGAAAGAAUAGUGUUGAGGAAGAAAGAGCUUCAGCUAAUUCACUGGCUAGCAAAAUCGUUGAGUCAAUGAAGUUUCUGGCUUCCCUGGCUCGUAUUUAUGAAGGCAAUGAACCAAUUCAAUUUCAUUCUAUUCUACAAACCAUCAUUGUUUUUAAGGGCGGUCUUAGUGAUGGAUACAAGACUAACAUUGCGGAAAAGGAAAUUCCAGAUGAGACAUACAAUGAGGAUGGUGUUGCAUUAUUUCGCAUCCAGGGCUCUGGACCAGAGAAUAUGCAAGCUAUACAAGUUGAACCGGUUGCGUCUUCCUUGAAUUCCUCUUAUUGUUACAUACUUCACAAUGGGCCUGCUGUCUUUACUUGGUCUGGAAGCAAUACAAGUGCAGAAGACCAGGAACUUGUAGAGAGGAUGCUGGAUUUGAUAAAGCCAAAUUUACAAACCAAACCACAAAGGGAAGGGACAGAAUCUGAACAAUUUUGGGAUUUAUUGGGAGGAAAGUCGGAAUAUCCCAGUCAAAAGAUUACUAGGGAGGCUGAAAGUGAUCCUCACCUAUUUUGUUGCAACUUCUCAAAAGGAAAUUUGAAGGUGACAGAGAUAUACAACUUCUCCCAGGAUGAUUUAAUGACAGAAGACAUUUUCAUCUUGGAUUGUUACUCAGAAAUCUUUGUCUGGGUUGGCCAGCAGGUUGACCCCAAGAGUAGAAUGCAGGCUCUAACAAUUGGUGAGAAAUUUCUUGAGCAUGAUUUUCUUCUGGAAAAAUUAUCUCGCGUGGCUCCAAUAUAUGUUGUCAUGGAAGGGAGUGAGCCACCGUUUUUCACUCGCUUUUUUAAUUGGGAGUCGGCGAAAUCUGCAAUGUUGGGCGACUCAUUUCAAAGGAAGCUUAAAAUCGUGAAAAAUGGGGGUACUGCACCAUUGGAUAAACCCAAACGGCGAACACCGACAUAUGGAGGAAGGUCUAGUAGUGUGCCUGAUAAAUCCCAGCGUUCUUCCCGUAGCAUGUCUGUUAGUCCUGAUCGUGUUCGUGUGAGGGGUAGGUCCCCAGCCUUUAAUGCACUAGCAGCUACUUUUGAGAGCGCCAAUGCAAGGAAUCUUUCAACUCCACCUCCAGUAAUUAGAAAGCUGUAUCCUAAAUCUACGACACCAGAUUCUGCAAUACUAGCAUCAAAAUCUAAAUCCAUAGCUGCACUUGGUUCUGCUUUUGAACGACCACCUUCUGCAAGAGAAAGUAUUAUGCCUCGGUCAGUUAAAGUAAGUCCAGUCACCCCAAAAUCAAACCCUGAGAAAAAUGACAAGGAGAAUUCUGUGAGCGGCAGAGUGGAAUCUCUUACAAUAGAGGAAGAUGUGAAAGAAGGUGAAGCUGAAGAUGAGGAAGGUCUCAUUUUUCACCCAUACGAACGCCUUAAAAUAACAUCUACAGAUCCUGUGCCAGGCAUUGAUGUAACUAAAAGAGAGACUUAUCUAUCAUCGGCUGAGUUCAAAGAGAAAUUUGGGAUGUCCAAGGAUGCUUUCUACAAGUUGCCCAAAUGGAAACAAAACAAACUUAAAAUGGCUAUUCAGUUAUUCUGAUUCUUUAACUUACUGCAGUUUAGGUUGCAGGAAGCUUCUCUGUUUUGCAGUAAGGAACUGGACAUAAUAUGGAUGAAAAGGGGACAGCAUCAGUGUUUUUUUUAGCAUAACUGCGUCUGCUCCCAGGAAACUUUUCAUGAAGAGAAACUAGAGAUUUUCCACCUCUCUCCUUCUCUUUGCACUGGUUUGAACGAUUAGGUUUUUUUCUUUGUUGAGUUAGCUGCGUGGCAUUAAUUUUAUAGGGCAAAAGGUUGUUUGUGAGCUUGGUUUUUGAAAGAAAAAAAAACACUUUUGGAUUUCAAAUUUCAUGUUACUUCUUCAUUUUAUUUUAUUUUUUAAUUUAAUUUAAAAUUGUUUUGGUCAAGCAAUUGGGGUUGCAAAUGCGGUCUAUUUAGGUUGUAUUGAUAUUUUGAGGAUAAAGUGUGUAUAGUACUAGAGUGUAAAAACCAGUCAGCUUCGAUGCUAUUUGUUUUGGAAAUAAAGUGUGAUUCUUUGUUGUUCUCUGCGCAA